AUGAAAAUCAUCGUAACAGGUGCCACGGGCACGAUUGGCAGCGCCGUGCUCCAACAAGCCAUCGAAAAUCCCGCCGUUACCUCCAUCAUUGCCCUGACCCGCCGCCCCGUCGACACCUCCAGCACUAAAGUGAAGAACAUUAUCCAUACCGAUUUUCUCCAGUAUGAUGACGCGGUCGUAUCGGAGCUUAAAGGGGCACAGGCCUGCAUCUGGGCCCUGGGCUCGCCCACUUCCGGCAAGGUAGUUCACAUCGACUAUACCCUGGCCGCGAUCGACAUGUGCCAGACGCGACUGGUGCCCGAAUUGAAGAAAGGGCAAAAGUUCCGCUUCGUGUAUACAAGUGGUGGCGCAGUGCCGUAUCUAGAGACUGUGGGCUCCUUCCUCUUCGGCGCCAUCAAGGCCUUAGAUCGCGACAUCUGCGCCGUCGCGGACAAGAAUCCACAAUCGUGGGAGUCCGUCGUUGUCCGGCCUUGGUUCGUGCGUGACGAUGCGCCGACCCUCCCCAUGGGCUACAUCUUGCGGCCGGAAUUGGGGGCCGCCAUGGUCGAUGCUGCCCUCAAUGGAUGUCCCACGCAGAUCCUGCCAAAUGCCGAAGCGAAGGCUAAAGGACAAGCUGCGCUGAAA
Neohortaea acidophila is the source of this 624-nucleotide messenger RNA. RefSeq lists its product as uncharacterized. The annotation marks the transcript as partial. The transcript is spliced from 3 exons. The record is from RefSeq and is a predicted model, not a curated record. NCBI's taxonomy places the organism in Eukaryota, Fungi, Ascomycota, Dothideomycetes, Mycosphaerellales, Teratosphaeriaceae.